UUUCUAAGUGGGAGCUGAUGCAGAGUGGUUUAGUUUUUCCUGUGUUUUUGCGUUUCCAUAAGAAGAAGAGCACGGAUGCCCUGGUCUUCUCAUGAGAUGUGGUCAACUCUACAUUAGAGUGGGAGCGAAGGAAGAUUCGUUGUUCUUGGUUUGGCUUUUAAUCGGCACCUGGAAGAGGCACAAACCACUUUCUUACCUCGUCGAGACGUUGUGAUUUCCAUCUAUAGGCGAGAGAGAAGGGUUUGCUCUGAUGAAUUCGAGCGGGGCGACUACCAGCUCCGCCACCAGCGGACCUAGCGAUACAGUUGCUCCCAGAAGGAAUUCUAAGAGACCCAAGUAUUCUAAAUUUACACAACAAGAGCUUCCAGCGUGCAAGCCAAUUCUUACUCCGGGUUGGGUUAUCACUGCUUUCACACUAAUUGGAAUUAUCUUCAUUCCCAUUGGGGUGGCUUCUUUGCUCGCUUCUCGUGAUGUUGUAGAAAUUGUAUACCAGUAUGAGACAGAGUGCAUCCCUCCAAACGCAAGGAAUAAUAAACUUGGAUAUAUUCAAGACCCCACAACAAAUAAGAACUGCAUAGCUACAUUGACAGUGCCAAAACGUAUGGAAGCACCCGUUUAUGUGUAUUAUCAGCUUGACAACUUCUACCAGAACCAUCGCCGGUAUGUGAAAAGCAGAAGUGACACACAGUUACGAAGUCCUACAAAUGAAAAUGACACAAGCGCUUGCGACCCUGAAGACAAUACCGCAAAUGGGUCUCCCAUUGUGCCUUGUGGUCUCAUUGCUUGGAGCUUGUUCAAUGACACUUAUGCAUUCUCACGCAACAACACCACUUUAAAUGUGAACUCAAAGGGGAUAGCUUGGAAGAGUGAUAGGAAUGCCAAGUUUGGGAGCGAUGUUUUCCCCAAGAACUUCCAGAAUGGGGCUUUGAUUGGUGGUGCAAAGCUCGACCCCAGAAAGCCUCUAAGUGAGCAGGAGAAUCUUAUAGUUUGGAUGCGAACUGCUGCUCUUCCGACAUUUAGGAAGCUUUAUGGGAGAAUACAGGAUGACCUUGAAGCCAAUGAAAAGCUAUCGGUGCAGAUAGCUAACAAUUACAACACGUACAGCUUUGGGGGAAAAAAAAAGCUGGUGCUUUCGACUACAAGCUGGCUUGGAGGAAAGAAUGAUUUCCUUGGAAUUGCAUAUAUCACAGUUGGAGGUCUCUGCUUUUUUCUUGCGACCGUCUUCUUUGUGGUCUACCUUUUCAAGCCUAGGCCUCUUGGUGAUCCUUCGUACUUGUCAUGGAAUCGAAAUCCUGCAGGGCACUGAGGAUUUGGUUUAACUGUGUGUUUCCGGCUCUUCUCUGGGUCGGUAAGCGGGACAGGAUCAAGCUGCCGGCCCCUAACCACCAAUCCAAGGCCCCCACAGAUGUAUUUUGAGUUUCCUGGCAACAAUUUAUUUUGAAUUGCCCACAAUUUUGCGGAAGUAUUUUUUAAUUAGUGAACCUGUUAUCUUUGUCUACUUAUUUCGUUAUCUUUUGUUUCCUGAGGGAAUGGACUUGCUCAGGGAUUCUGUGACGUGCAUGCGGUAUUCGUUUUAUAACUCAAAAGCGCAGAUCUUGUUAUGGUGGUCAA
Messenger RNA from Amborella trichopoda, 1611 nucleotides. RefSeq names its product ALA-interacting subunit 3. Gene Ontology annotation, cellular component: plasma membrane; endoplasmic reticulum; Golgi apparatus. The record is from RefSeq and is a predicted model, not a curated record. NCBI's taxonomy places the organism in Eukaryota, Viridiplantae, Streptophyta, Magnoliopsida, Amborellales, Amborellaceae.